Molecule: messenger RNA, 1585 nt
Organism: Elaeis guineensis (African oil palm)
Lineage: Eukaryota; Viridiplantae; Streptophyta; Magnoliopsida; Arecales; Arecaceae
Source: RefSeq, a predicted model, not a curated record
AAGGCCUCACUCUCUCUCUCUCUGUGGGAGAACCGUCGAUGCCCCUGGGGCUUAGUUGGUCGUCGGAGAUGGGUGGCAAGGCGAAGGUGGUGGGCGUGAAGCGGGUGAAAGAGGGAAUGCCAGAGGAGGAGUGGGACGAGUCCAUGCUCCUCCCCGGCGACAUCAUCGAGGGCGUCGCCCCCGUGGUCGCCGACGCCGACGAGGACUCCGCCACCUUCACGUCAGCCAAGGGCCGGUCUGAGCUCAGCUCGCUGCUCGGCCGUCUCGGACGCCAGUCUGGGUCUGUCUGGGUGAAGGUCCGGCGGGGGGAUGCGGGGUUCCUCCUCCGUGCCCGCGUUGCACCACACCGAAGCUCGACGCUCCACCGCCGAUACACCCUCUGCGCCGACCGGGACGACCGCCAUGUCGCCAUGCUCGCUGACCUCACCAUGGACCGCUGCGCCGAGCUGCAGGAAAUGAGCAGAAAGGUGGUCAAUAUAGAUUUUGGUGCUUUCUCCAUGAAGAAGGGGAUCAAAUAUGAUUGGAAGAAGAAGGUGGGCACCUAUUUGCCCGACCGGCAGUCGACAGUCAUCAGCUCCAUCCUAUUCAUGCCCUUGCCUGACGAGCACAAAGUCGAGGCCGUCAUGACGAGGUCCAUGGCCUGGUUCUCUGCUGCCGUCUCCUCCGGUGCUCCACUCAUCUUUGUCAACAUUCAAACCGAGCAAAUCAUUGUCUCAGAUCAGACUGCAUCAUCUUCUGAAGGUCAGUGUUACAUAAGCUGGUACAAACAACAAAGUUCAAAACCAAACAUUGAGAUGGUGCAAGGAAUUCGGUUGUGGUUUCUGCCGGGUAUUGCAGAGGUGCCAGUGAUCUUGGAACUCAAUUUGGGCGAAACCCGUUUUGGAAUGGACAUUAAACGGACCGAGGAGGGAUUCAUCUGCAUCAAUUCAGUGACAAGAGGGCUAGCAGCUGACCGUGCCGGGGUUCGAAAGCUCUAUAGGGAGGCGAGCAAGGCCGGCCAUCUUGUUUUAAUCUCUCGGCUGGAUGGAAGAAGCCUAAUUCCAUCAGAGGUCUCGGCCAAGGGGCUUAUCCACUGUUGCGAUCACAACGAUAUCAAGGAGAGGCUUGCAGCUGCCAUGGAGCAGAUGGAGGAGGUUCAUCUUCACAUCAUGGCCUGGCCUGACCAAAAAUCUUCGACUUCCAUUCCUACCACCAUGGGUCCUUCAACUCUUCUGCCUCCUUCCACCAGAAAAUCUCGGACGGCAUCUAGCAAUGAACCGGACGAGAGCUCCUGAUGAUCAAAUAAUAUGUAUCAUGAUCAUGACCAUGCUGGCAACUUGAACUAUGAUGGGUAUUGGACCUUUCUGAUAUAUGUGUUAUGUAAAGCUAGCUUCCUUGUUAUAUAUGCGCCUUGCAUGCAUGGGACACGUAAAAAUUUAAGUCCCACGUAUGUUUUCUCUCAUAUAUAGAACGAUGCUCUUUCUCUGUGACCAAUUUAAACUUGUCCCGAGAUCUAGAAUGGCAGAAGGUUCCCAUGAGUUCAUGCAAGAACGUCAUGCCAUCAUUUUGUCCACAGAAAGUUUCUGCAAUCUAUUAAUAAAAUCAG